UGAGCCAACGUACUGAUGCCUAUCGAAGAGACUGAUGCUUUAUAAGACGCAGCACCGACACGCACAUCCUCCAUUCUGCAAACAGCUACUAACGAUGGAAACCGUCUACACCAGCAAGCGAAUAUUUCUCAACAGUGCCAGCCUCCCGGCAGAUGUGUUUCCCGGCGGUAUUGUUGUGUCGGCCAUUGAUGGUAAGGUGACACGUGUGCUCAGCUCCUGGACGGCUGUCGACCGUUACUUGAAGGACAAUGAAGGUGAUUUUAAGCAUUACGAUUUUGGCAAUCUGUUGCUUAUGCCCGGUCUGAUCGAUACGCACGUCCACAUUAAUGAACCGGGACGUACCGAAUGGGAAGGUUUCCAUACAGCGACAAAAGCUGCAGCAGCAGGCGGAUUUACGACGAUCUGUGAUAUGCCGCUCAACUCGAUACCACCAACGACGACCGUGGCCAAUCUGCGCACCAAAGUUAACGCAGCGAAAGGGAAAAUUUUUGUGGAUGUCGCAUUCUGGGGUGGACUGGUGCCGGGCAAUCAGGACGAGCUGCGCCGUAUGAUAUCGUCCGGUGUUAUUGGGUUCAAGUGUUUUCUGUGCCCGAGUGGUGUUGACGAGUUCCCGCACGUAACGGAGGAGCAGGUGUAUGAAGCGGCACGCCUGAUCGAGGGAACUGGUGCAGUAUUGGCUUUUCACGCAGAAGUCGAAUGCCAACAGCAGCAAAGCAAAAACCUAUACAACAUUAACGAUCCGUUCAAGUAUCGCACAUUUCUCGAAUCGCGGCCAGAUAGUAUGGAGCAACAGGCGAUCGAGCUGGUGGCAAAGGUUGCACAGCAGUACGAUGUCCGUACGCACAUCGUACACCUGUCGUCAGCAAGUGCACUGCCGACAAUACGGCAGGCUCGAGCACUCGGUGGCCGACUUACGGUGGAAACUUGCCAUCACUAUCUCUCACUCGCUGCCGAAGAUGUGCCGGACGCGCGUACCGAAUUCAAGUGCUGCCCACCGAUACGGGAUCGCACCAACCAGGAGCAACUGUGGUGCGCCAUACAGGAUGGCGAGAUCGAUCUCGUGGUAUCGGACCAUUCGCCUAGCACACCGCAGAUGAAGCUGCUUACCGAUGGCAAGCAGCGUGGUAAUUUUCUCGAAGCUUGGGGCGGUAUCUCUUCCUUGCAGCUCGGGUUACCCCUGUUCUGGACGCACUGUCAACAGUACGGCCUAACGCUGGAGGAUACGGUCCGAUUACUCUGCACUGAACCGGCACGUCUUAGUGGGCUGGAUCAGCGCAAGAGCCGACUCGAACCCGGUUACGAUGGAGACAUCUGUGUGUGGGAUCCGGAAGGUACGUUCACCGUCACGGAGGACAUGAUCGAGUUCCAGCAUAAGGCGACACCCUAUCUGAACCGUACACUGCAAGGUGUGGUACAUGCGACAAUUCUUCGCGGCUCACCAAUCUAUCUGCGAUCGGACGAACCUGCUUUUGGUUCGCCUUUGGGCAGUAUACUACUGGACAGUCGAAGCGAGAUUACCAACAAUGGUGAAGAUAACACAUUGAAUGACUCGCAACAUCAAACAUUGAAUACGUCCUCUGAGGAGGAUGAGUUGGAAGAUGUUGUGGAUCUGUAAAAUGACAACCGGGACUAUACUAUUACAUGUUUAGAUAUAUUACAGUGCGACUACAUUACUACAACACACAGGUGUAGUAGUCGUAUCAUUAUGUUCCUCUUAAGUAAGAUUACUAUUAAACCUACUUCAAAGUAAUGGCGCUACACACUGACUGUGACGUGAUCAUCGCACCUUUUUUUUGGAGCGGGGUCAUUGAGCCAAUACGUAGAUUAAUUGAGUGGAAAGUUUUUAAAACUGUUUUGCGUUCCAGGGAGCUUUUUUGCUUGAUUUUUCGGUCGGACAGGUUCGGAAUCUCUUAGGCGAUAAGCAGCGCGUCGAAACGAUCAGGUUUAACCUCGUCAUUACGAAGAUUACGUUUGGGAACUGAUGUACAAAAAUAAAGUACAAUUUUACAUCUGUC
Molecule: messenger RNA, 2015 nt
Organism: Anopheles funestus (African malaria mosquito)
Lineage: Eukaryota; Metazoa; Arthropoda; Insecta; Diptera; Culicidae
Product: allantoinase
Exons: 3
Coding region: 35-1615 (526 amino acids)
Biological process (GO): allantoin catabolic process; purine nucleobase catabolic process
Cellular component (GO): cytoplasm
Molecular function (GO): cobalt ion binding; zinc ion binding; allantoinase activity
Source: RefSeq, a predicted model, not a curated record